Durusdinium trenchii is the source of this 3330-nucleotide messenger RNA. The record is from the annotation of a GenBank genome assembly. NCBI's taxonomy places the organism in Eukaryota, Dinophyceae, Suessiales, Symbiodiniaceae.
AUGCCAAAGAAGGGUGAUAAGUCUGGUGCUAAUCCUGGCUAUGAAGAGCGGCUGCGGAAAGCCCCCGGGCUGCCCGAGGUGCUGGUCAUUCUCAAGGAGGCUGCGGCAAGCAAGAGCGAACCAUCCCGUAGCUUUUUCUUUCAAGCGCUGAGCGUGUUAGCCCAGAAGGCUGCUGCCACAAGUGCCGUCAGCGCUGACUGCAAAGUGGCAGCUGUUCAACAAGGAGAAUGGCUCUUGGAGUCAUGCUCGAGGCUGGACGGCGGCAAGCCACAGGAAAGCGCGAUCACCUCCAUGGUGCGCGUGUGCUGCGCCUGCGGCGCGCAAGACCGAGCCCUCAAGCUCGUCGCUGAGGCGCAGGCGAAGGGCGUCAAGCCGCGCUUGCGCACGCUCUCAGCCGUCCUGCUGCAGGCCUCCGAGGCCCAAGACCACGGUCUCUGCGAGAAGCUCUGGGCGCAGCUGCCGUCUCUGGGGCUGGAACCGCAGGACUCCGAGUUCGCCCUCAUGCUGCGGACCUUCCAUGGUGACGUCCAGCGGCAGUAUGCGCUCCUGCGGCAACUCAUCGAGGAGCUUCCGAUGCCGUCGGACCCGCCCUUGAUCGAAGAGAUCGGCCGGGUCUUUGGUGUAGAAGGUGCGCUGGCCCUCCGCGCCAGGGAUCCGCCCAAGGCGCCCGGCCGCAGAGAAAGCGGCGGCUGUUGGCAGGUGGGUUGGACCACGCUGAGCCCCGAGGGCGACUGCGCCCUGAGCGGCCGACGGCUGCAGGCGAUGGACGUCACGCCGGAGGACGCGAUGCUCCCGAACCCGGCGCCCACCGCAGCUGCGCCGGUCUCCACGGUGUCCACGGUCGGUGCCUCGGGGUCGGCGGGGGAGCUGCUGCGGGCGCGCCGGUGCGUGGCGGCCAUCGACAUGGACUGCUUCUACGCACAAUGCGAGGAGCUGAGGCAUCCGGAGCUGAAGGGAAGGCCGGUGGGCGUGCAGCAGAAAGCGUUAGUGAUCACCUCCAACUACACGGCGCGUGCCUGUGGUGUGCAGAAGGGCGACUCGCUUCAGGUGGUCAAGGAGAAAUGUCCCGAGAUUACGAUUUGCAAUGGAGAAGAUCUCACCUUCUAUGGCCAGGUGUCCCAGCAAUUUUUUGAUGUGGCGGCGCGCUUCAGCAGCAAGGUGGAGAAGCUUGGCUUGGAUGAGGUCUUUGUCGACCUCACCGAGCAGGUGGAGGAGCGCUCCUCCGCCAGAGACGACGGCGGCGCGAAGAUGAGCGGGCUGGUCUACCCGGACGCCGAAGCCGCGGGCACGGAUUGCGAGGAUGGCGGGGAUGCAGGCGCCUGUUGGAGAUACUUGGCUCUGGGCUCCAUGAUCUGUCAGGAGAUCCGCGAGGCCAUCCAGUUGGAGGUGGGUUUGAGCUCCAGUGCAGGAGUGAGCGUCUCCAAGUUGCUGGCAAAGAUGGUCUCCUCAUGGAAGAAGCCCAGUCAGCAGACCGUUUUCGUGCCCACGGCCGAUUGCCUUGACAGCCUGCUCCCGGAGAGCUUGCCGGUGCAGAAGAUUCCGGGGAUCGGUUUCGCCUCCACCCAACGCUGUCAGGUCUUGGGGAUCCACAGUAUUGGCCAGCUACGUGCGGUGUCUCAUGAGCGUCUGCAGGAGGCCUUUGAUGCCAGCACGGUGAAGACGAUGAAGGCGCUCUGCCUGGGCCUGGACGAGGCGCCGGUGAAGGCCUCCGGUGCACCGAAGACCUGCUCGGCCGAGGACUCCUUCUGGCAGAAGCCGCUCUCAAGCAACGAGGAGGCCAAGGCCUCCUUGGAGCUUUUGGCCCAGAAGCUCCUCACGAAGAUCCGCAUGCUGGAACGGAGCUUCGGACCUCGCCCGGUGCCGUCCCUCUCCCUCACCGUGCGCCACGUCGACCGCGCCGCGAGCGGGAGCGCCGGUCCCGCCGCGCCGGUCCCGCCGCGGCGCGAGCGGCGCCAGAUGCCGCUGGGCACCUUCAGCCUGGCGCGCGAGGACGGGGUGGUGGCCCAGCAGCUGGCGGAGCGUUCCUUCGGGCUCUUCCAGAAGUUGGUUCCUCCCAAUGCACCCUUUGCACUCAACAUCUUGAACCUCCAGGUGGCCUUUGCCGAGCGCGCCCGCGGGCAACGGAGCCUCAGCUUUGCCGCCCCGAAGUGCGCGGACGAGGCCGUCGCCGUGGACGACGGCGACGCCGCGCGCGGCGCGGCGGACGUGGCGGCGCUGGUGGCGAUGGGCUUCGGCGUGGCGGCGGCCGCGGAGGCCAUGGCCGAGACCGGGUCCGUGGACGCGGCGGUGGAGCGGCUGCUGAAGCGGCCGCGGCUGAAGGCUCCAAGCCAAAUGGCAGCGGAGGAUGGCGUGUAUCGGACGAAGCGACGGGAUCCCGUUGCCGACCGGUCGCUUGGGUCGUGGGGGAAAGAGGGCGCGACUGAGGGCGACGGCGACUCGGAGGAAGCCUUGCUCGAGCGCAUGGUCACACGCCUGGUGAUUGAUGUCCGGGACUCGGGCAAGCCGUUUCGACGCUUCAAGAAGUGGUUGGAGGAGCAGCCGCCCUUCGACAUCGUCAUCGAUGGCGCCAACGUGGGCUUCAACAAUCAAAACCGCGAGGGUGGCCUGUUUCAGUACAGCCAGAUCGAUGCGGUGAUUGACAAGCUCCGCGAGACGGGGAGCCGCGUGCUGCUGGUGCUGCACCCCAAGUGGCUGCGGGAAGACGCCGACCGCACGGUGACCAAGAGGAAGAAGCGGAAGCUGGACCAGAUCAACUUGGAGGGCAACAUGGGUUCCUCCGAUGAUUCGGCAGAAGACCAGGAGGGCGAGCCUGAGAUCCAGUAUCCCUUCGACCCCAUCACGUGUGCGGAGCGCGCGGCUCCGGCGGGGACGCCCUUGGCCUACAUACGGAAGUGGAAGGAGGCUGAGUGCCUUGUGCGGGUGCCUGCGAAGGAUUGCGAUGAUUGGUACUGGCUCUUUGCGGCGCUCUCCUCCGCUCGCCGUGGUGCAAGACACGUCCAAGUGGUCAGCAAUGACCACAUGAGAGACCAUCACUGGCGAAUGGUGGGCCACCGAGCCUUUCUGAAAUGGCAGGGCCGGCACAUGACGAGGGUCAGCAUUUGGUCUGAAACCUCCGACGUUGAGAAUUGCAAGGUCACAUUGACGCCUCCGGACAUGUACUCCAUGCAAGCACAGGUCUCAGAGGAUUCGUCGGCCUGGCACUUCCCCGUGCCGUUGGUCCCCAGCCGUGCGCAGCAGCUCUCCUCGGGGCGGCCGCUGCCACGGAAGGAGAUCGAAUCGGCCGAGUGCCACUGGCUGGCAGCCUGGCGGGACACGCCCGCGGACCGAUGA